Spodoptera exigua (beet armyworm) is the source of this 2371-nucleotide messenger RNA. The record is from the annotation of a GenBank genome assembly. Lineage: Eukaryota; Metazoa; Arthropoda; Insecta; Lepidoptera; Noctuidae.
AAUUUAUACAAAAAUCAUUCCAUAUUUUGCUGCCAACAACAAACAGCAAACUAUAACAUUUUUCAGUAGUUUACUACUACUGAUGCCUCAUAGAACAGUCUUGACAGUGAUUUUAUAAAAAAAAAAUCUAUCAUCUACAAACAAAGUAAGCGAGCAUACAAUAAUAAACAUUAAUCAUAUGAUUAAGACAAUCAGUUGUUUAGAAAACUCGAUUCAAUUCUAUUCUUCACUCAUUUGUUUUUUUUUGUUGACAUGUCAACAGUCCAUUAGUUGUCCAACUACGGCACAAGCGAACGGUCGCAUAGUAAUGACACGAAAAAGUUAAAAAUAAUUACAAAUAUAAAAGUGAAGAUUGAAGAUUUUUAUAUUUACCUACUUCUAUUUUAUCACGGGAGUAGAAAAUGAGAAAUGCAUUCGUUGUUUUAGUUUCCUUGUGUAUUGGACUAGUUUCCGGAUUUAUUGUACCCUCGAGUGUUCCAGAGCUCGCAAAUAAAUGGAACGAAACCACUACAGAAUCAACAAGCAAUGUAACGAGCGAUACAAUCUCUAACACGAAUUCAUCGAAAUAUUCUGUGUUACCCAAAAAUAGAAGUGACAUUGAUGAAAAAGACCUUUACGAGCAUGCUACAGAGAAACAGAAUAACCAGAGUGAAAGAGCAUUCAUAUACCUCAACCAGAAGUUUAGGAAACCUGCUCGUAACAAAAUCUUUAAAUUACCACCAGUAGAGAAAAUUAUGUAUGCUACAGUGGUUCCCCCAGCUUUACCAAACAUCGUAACUCCUUGUCCAAUGAGUAACAAGGUUAGCCUCAAUUCAUACUUUCAAGGAUUCGAUUUGUCUGACAAACUUCCUCAAGAAAUGGCAUCGUAUUUUGCAGACCCAACCGUAUUUAGAUGCAAAGAUAAUACUAAAAACUCUAAUCAUGUUAAUAAAAAAGUACCGAAUACUACUCCAAGAAAAGUACUACCUCAAUCACCGAAUAAAAUGGACGAACGAAGGGAAUACUUUGAACUUUUGAAACCACCCAUAGUACGCCCAAUGAACCGGAAUAUAAAUAAUAAGGCAAACUAUGAAAGUGUUCGUCAAAAUGAAUUUCCCUCAUUAACACCCUCUAGCGUUACGCCUUACAAAGGGCGUUAUCCCAAAAAGUAUAGCUUGAAAAUUCCGUAUGUGUUGAAGCCAAAAAUGUCACCCAUUCGGAACGAUGAUAUAAGUAAUAAAAAAUUUGGUUUCGACAGCUCAUACAACAGAAGACCUUUCCAAACCAAAGAUGUAAAUAAUAGAGUUGAGGACGUUAAUUUCGAAAGAGACUUUAUAAAUGAUGAUAAUUAUCAUAGAUUAUAUGAAAAUAACCAAGAAGAUGAUAAAUUAUUAGAUAAAUACCUCAAAGACACUUUAGAAGAACAAUUUACCCCCGACUGUAGUUACAGAGACUGCAUUCUACAAUCUGCUAAACCAUACAAAAACGCCGGUCGCCUUGUUAAACCUGACUGUAAAUGUGGAAGACGGUUAAAUAUAAAGCAGGUUGAUCCAUUCGUAGUAAAGGACAGAGCUUUAAGAGAAGAAGGUAAACACAAUGAAACUGAUUUUAAAUCAUCAUCUGAAAUCAACUACUACGAAGAAAUGUUAUCAGAAGACUUAAAUUUAAUCAAACAAGACGACGAUGUUGUCAGACCGCCAAACAAGACUAACGAAACUUCUGUGCACUAGCUGAUAUUCCACAGAGGUAUUAAUUGGAAUAUUAGAUGUGACUUCUAUGCAAUUUACUAUGGCGCUUCGUCAAGCAGGCUGUUGAGACAAAUGACCAACGCGCCACAUUUAUAAUAUAAAAUUCUAAAAGUACAGUCGAAGAAUACGCAGGUCUUGAAGCAACUAUUCCACAGGAAAGUGCUCGCAGUGUAGAUCACGAUAACGACUGCUCAAAGCUAUCGCGAUUGAGAUCUCUGCGCGCGCAUCCCUCUUCUUACCGGCGUUUGUUGCUCCGAGAAAUGAAAUGUAAACACUGUAGAACGCCAACAGAUGUCCAGAUAGCCAAUAGAGGCUUCAGAGAAAUACAGACUAGCCAGAAGGGACGCCCGUCCCAAUUGACAAACUUUUUCACAUCUUAAGUGUUCGGUUGUUUAAUGCAUUAUAUCUAUAAGUACGUUUGUAAUUUUAUAAGUGUAUUCCCUGAUCGACAAUAACAUUUGGAAUUAUAUUAUGCUUUGACCGAAAUGACUAUUCUUAUGACCAUUUAUUAGAAUCUUGGUAAUGUUACGAUUCGUCUAUUAUAUUUUUGUUCGAGCACUAGAGAUUGUAAUUACUUACUUACAUAAAACAAUAUUUUGGUUCUGUAUUUUGUGACUUCGAUGUUCUAUCUAGUUUCUUUAUUU